AUUUGGAGAAUUAAGGUUAUUCAGAACUGAAGCUGGAAAUUACUGGUUACCCCAUUAUUGCUACCUGCAAAUAAUCUCAGUUUUGCAGGCCAAGGGUACGCUGAAGUCCCAGAAGAGGAGUGAUUAAAUAUUGCAACCCGAAACAUGUACCUAGAAGAGUAUUUCACAAGAACCGGCUACAAAGGGUCUCUCGAAAAACUUGAUCUGGCCACCCUAACGGCCAUCUUUCAGCACCACAUACGAGCCGUCCCGUUCGAAAACCUCAGCAUCCAUUGUGGAGAAACCAUUACUUUGGACCUGGCCCAGAUUUAUACCAAAAUCGUCAAAAAAAGGCGUGGCGGGUGGUGCAUGGAAAACAACCAGCUCCUGUCCUGGGUUUUGAAGACCUUGGGAUACAACACGACCAUUUUGGGAGCCUAUGUUUACAACCCGCAACUGAACGUCUAUGCUACCCGCAUGACCCACCUCAUUGUGAAGGUGGUCGUGGAUGGAAGAGCCUACAUUGUCGAUGCCGGCUUUGGGGUCUCCUACCAAAUGUGGCAACCGAUGGAGCUGGUUUCCGGCAAAGACCAGCCCCAAACCCCCGGGAUCUUCCGCUUCACUGAAGAUAACGGCAUUUGGUACUAUGAGAAAAUCAGACGGAAGCAAUACAUCCCCAACCAGAGCUUCUCCGACUCAGAUCUACUGGAGAAGAGAGACCGCAGGAACAUCUAUUUGUUCAGCCUGGAGCCCCGAAAAGUGGAAGAUUUUCAAUUCCAGUGCUCCUACCUCCAGACCUCGCCGGAAUCCUUAUUUACAAAGAAAUCGAUUUGCACCCUCCAAACCGUGGAUGGGUUCCGAGCGUUGAUCGGGUGGACACUGUCUGAGACGACCUACAAGUACAAAGAGGACAUGGAUCUGGUGGAAUUCGCGACCCUGAACGACGAGGAGGUGGAAAAAACUCUGCGAGAGAAAUUCAACAUCUGUCUGGAGAGCAAGCUUGUUCCUAUCCACAUCAAAGGAAAAUAUACAAUCUAACAAAGGGGAAAAGGUUUGCAAACAGCCUAAGCCAUUGCUACACGCUUCUUUGCCCACUCAAUCCACGUUUCAACAAAUGACAAAAAAGACAAAAUUCUGAAAUAAAGAACUAAAUAAAAUAAAUAACUGUAUUAACACACUGAUCACAAUCGGCAGAAUAUUGCAUUUUCAGGGGCAUCGACAGCUUCGAAGAUGCAAGCCAACAGGACCACU
Messenger RNA from Sphaerodactylus townsendi, 1230 nucleotides. Its product is annotated as arylamine N-acetyltransferase, pineal gland isozyme NAT-10-like. The transcript has 2 exons. The record is from RefSeq and is a predicted model, not a curated record. Gene Ontology annotation, molecular function: acetyltransferase activity. Lineage: Eukaryota; Metazoa; Chordata; Lepidosauria; Squamata; Sphaerodactylidae. Bases 145 to 1017 code for a protein of 290 amino acids.